GGAGUUCACCCUCGAAAAUAAGGUUUUGGUGGCGCGCUGCCGCGCAUGCGUCCAGUUAUUUCAAUUGAAAUUAAUCGGGUCGAAUUUAUGAUCUGGAGAGGGAGAGAGACAGGGAGAGGGAGAGAAUGGCGCGAGGUACGAAGAAGGACGCGGGCGGCGUCGCACCGUCGGAGGAAAAUCUGGAGGUCGCAGAACGGAAGAGGCUGAAGAAGUUGGCGUUGACGAAGAACAUAUUGUCUGAAACUGCUGCUUCUGCCAGUGCUAGUGCGUUCUCGCCUCUUAGCCCUUCGAAGACGGUGCUCAGGCACCAUGGCAAGGACAUUAUCAAGAAGUCCCAGAGGAAGAACAGGUUCCUCUUCUCCUUUCCUGGCCUUUUCGCCCCAAUUGCUGGUGGUAAGAUUGGAGAGCUCAAGGAUUUAGGCACCAAGAACCCCGUUCUCUACCUUGAUUUCCCUCAGGGUCAAAUGAAGUUGUUUGGGACUGUUGUUUAUCCAAAGAACAGAUAUCUCACCCUGCAAUUCUCUAGAGGUGGGAAGAAUGUGAUGUGUGAGGAUUGCUUUGAUAAUAUGAUUGUAUUUUCUGAUGCACAGUGGAUAGGGAAAAAAGAUGAAAACCCUGAUGAAGCCCCCCUUGAGUUUCCUAAGGAACUGAAUGAGGGACAUGCCGAAUAUGAAUUUAAAGGUGGUGUAGGUGUGACAUCUGCAACUAAAUUAGGUGGUAAUAGACCAGGAACAAAAAUUGUGGAACAACUGUCUCCAAAAGCUGAACUGGGAGAUGAUUUAUCAGAUGGCGAAAAGAAUUCUAAAGACUUAACAGAGACAACCCCAGUCCGACAUUCUACGAGAACUGCUGGGAAAAAAUUCAAUUUUGCAGAAGGCUCUUCUGAGGAUGAUUCAAUUGAAGACGAGGAUAUGUUAUCUGAGGAAGAAGAAAUGAAAGUUGGUACGAAGCUUGAUUUUUCAAGCGAUUGUAGUCAUGAUAAGGCUCAAAAAACAGUGCUUGACAUUGACAAAGAAGAUGCUGCAGCAACAAAUCAAUUUCCUCUGCAAAAGCAAGAAUCUAGUACGCCAGUGACAAAGUCUAAGAAAUUUCUUCAAUCUACUACGAACAAGUCUGAUGGACUAACUCACAACAACCAUGGUUCACUUGUUCAAGCUACCAUAUCAUCGUUAUUUAAGAAUGUUGAGGACAAGGUCUGUGCACUUCCUGAAAGUCCUCACAUACAGAAGGGCCGAAGAAAUCUAAAAAAGACACCAUCUCUGAAAGCUUCUGGUCAGAAGUCACAGCAUAUGAUUGGAACAAAGCAGAAGGCGAAUAAGGCUGAGGGACCAAGGAAAAAGGCAAAAAUGACUGAUGAUAGAAAAGCUGGAGAGGAAAUCAUAAAGAAGAACAAUAAGUUUGAGGUUUUGGGGAGGAUGGAGACAGUUUGGUUUUGUGGAGCAAUCUCAUAAUGAAUAUGGUUGGGAAGGAAUGUGACUAUUUUCAUGUGCAAGAAGGUCAUGGUCUUUGUUAUGGGAAAGGAUUCAUUAUUGGGCUUCACUUUGGUCUUUUGCAGCUAGAAAGGGGUCUCUUUUUGGGUUUACAAUGAGAUUUGGAAGCGGUUUAAUUGUAGUUUCCUUUUUGUUUUCCUUUCCAUGUGAGGAUGCUUUAUUCUCAUUUUUGUGCAUUCUUUCUAUUU
This is a messenger RNA of Malania oleifera, 1678 nucleotides long. RefSeq names its product DNA-binding protein RHL1. Gene Ontology annotation, molecular function: DNA binding. Bases 126 to 1451 code for a protein of 441 amino acids. The record is from RefSeq and is a predicted model, not a curated record. The transcript has 12 exons. Lineage: Eukaryota; Viridiplantae; Streptophyta; Magnoliopsida; Santalales; Ximeniaceae. Gene Ontology annotation, biological process: DNA endoreduplication.